AUGGCAACCUGUUCCUGGCCACCCUCUCAAGCCCACUCCUCUGCCAAUCAGGAAGACAUGGGACCCUUCCUUCUGUCAGCCACCACUGUUGAAAUCAGGGAAGUAUCCCUCAAACAAAUCACCCACCUCCUUCUUGGCCUCCUUGGACAAGUCAAGCGCCUCAAGUGGGAUGUUGCUGAAAUCAAGGAAGCCAGGGUGGAAACCCGCACCAACGUUGAGAACAUCUCUCAGACCGUUGAUGUUGUCAAGGAUGGGCUUAAAAGCCUCCCACUCCAUGGGCCCAGAACCCCAGAAGAUACCAAGCCCCCGGUUGUGGAAGCAACGCCACACCCCCUACCAAAGGCCAACCCUACUGGAUCAAUUAGUUGGGUCUCCUUCUGGCCCAAACAACCUAAAGGGCUCCCAUCCUUUGCCCAUCCAACCCUGGUACAAGCAGUGCCCCUGCAAGUCCCAUCUCCCCCUAUCUCUCCGCAUCUCCAAUCCCCAAUUGGAGCCCCUGCCCCUCUCCCUCUGGCUCCAGCCACCCACUAUCCUGCUCUGGUCAAGGUUGACCACCCCAACGCCUACACAGGCAAAAUAGGGAGCAAAGCCAAGCAGUGGCUGACUUGUAUGCUGGCCUGGACCUGCCUCAACUUGCGGAUGUUCCCAACCAAUCAGGAGGUUCUUUCCUUCCUCCUGAUGAACAUGAAGGAUUCUGCUGGGGCCUGGGCCCACCCUCACCUAGACCAACUAGGCUCACACCGAGCCAUAAUUCAAACGGUUGAGGGCUUCAAAUUGGAGUUUUUGGCAGCAUUUGGUGACCCUGAUGCCACAAGGGCCGCCAAGCGGAAGAUAACUACUCUCACCCAGUCUGGCACAUGCACAGACUAUAUUACAAAGUUCAGAACCUUGGCAAUGGAGCUGGACUGGAACAAUGCGGCCCUUAGAGGCCAGUUUGCCCAUGGCCUCCACUGGGAGGUCAGCCGCCAAAUAGCAACCCGCAAGCACCACCCUUGUACCCUCCUCAAGCUGCAGAAUGCAGCACUUGUUAUUGACAACACUCUCCGCAAAGAGCGUGCUAGCCAUCCACCAAAGGAUAAUAAGUCUAGCAGACCACCCAACCCCGCAAGGGGGACAAGUACCGGCCAAUCAACCACCGGUUCAAAGAAGCUCUCCGAUGACCCCAACUUUGUAUUGGAGGAAGAACAAAACCGCCGCCGCACCGCUGGCGCCUGCAUCAAGUGCAGUAAAAUGGGCCACAAGUUUGCGGAAUGCCACACGGGCUGGGAAGCCACCCCUAUUGAGGACAAGGGGAAGGCUAAGGAAACCGCCAAAAUUGGCAAGGACUCCAAGUACCAAUCAGGAAAAGAAAUAUCCCCACUCUUCAUGAUUUCAAUUAAGCCAGAGAAACAAGCGGAACAGUUAGAAGCCCUGAUAGACUCAGGUGCCACAUUGUCAUUCCUUCACCCACGUACCGCCAAGGCAUUAUGCCUACCCCUCAUAGAUCUCCCAACUCCCCAAACCAUUACAAUGCUCAAUGGGUUGAGCCCCCAGGCUGGAAAAAUCUGGAAGAAGGCCAAUCUAACCUUCUCCUUUGAUGGCAAACACAUGACUGAGACUUUCCUAAUCUGCAAUACAGGGUCUCACGCUGCUAUCUUGGGAUUGAAAUGGCUAGAUGCCCAUAACCUGGAAAUUGAUUGGAACCAACGCACCCUCUCCUUUCCCCAUACCCCACCUGAACACGUGGCCAUUGCCAAAGAAGAGGAAGCUGACAAGAACCCCCUCAAGGGAGUACCCUCCAAAUACCACCAAUAUGCCAAGGUAUUUGGAGAAGAAGAGUUUAAUAAGCUUCCCCCACACCGGCACUACAACAUUGGGAUAGAACUCACGGAAGAAGGUCCACUCAACUCUCCCUUGUACAGCAUGACUGAUGCUGAGUCCGCUAUGCUCAAAGAAUGGCUUAGGGACAAACUCAAGGCUGGGAAGAUCCGCCCCAGCAAGUCAUCAAUCAGUUCUCUGGUCAUGUUUGUACCCAAAAAGGAUGGUUCCUGUUGUCUGGUUGUUGACUACUGCUGCCUCAACAACCGCACCAAAAAGAACGUCUACCCACUCCCCUGUCCUGAUGAUCUCAUGGCCCAGCUCCAUGGCGCCAAGGUCUUCACUAAACUGGACUUGCAAUGGGGCUACAAUAACGUGCACGUCAAGGAAGGUGACAAAUGGAAGACUGCUUUCCGUACCAAGUAUGGCCUAUACAAAUCCCUGGUGAUGACCUUUGGUUUGACAAAUGCCCCUGCCUUGUUCCAACACUUUAUGAACAAACUGUUUAAGGACCUCCUAGACGUAUGCGUCAUCAUCUACCUUGAUGACAUCCUAAUCUAUUCAAAGGAUGACGCAGAUCAUAGCCAACACGUUCACAAGGUCCUAAGGCGGCUGAUGGACAACCAAUUAUUUUGCAAGGCAUCAAAAUGCACUUUCCACGUCACAUCAGUGGAAUACCUAGGGAUUAUUGUCUCAGACAAAGGGUUCAGUCUGGAUAAGCUCAAGAUCCAGGCAGUCCAGGAAUGGCCAAUACCUACUAAGGUCAAGGAAGUCCAAUCCUUCUUGGGGUUCACCAACUUUCUAUGUUGGUUUGUUGCCAACUUCAGUCACCUGGCCAGGCUGCUACAUAACCUGGUCAAGAAGGACACACCCUGGAAAUGGGACGUCAGGGAACAAGAAGCUUUCCAAGGCUUGAAGGACGCCAUCACCAAUGCCCUGGUCCUUUGCCAUGCAGACCCCUCCAAACCCUAUUUUCUAGAGACAGAUGCAUCCAGUGCAGCCCUAGAAUUGUUCAAAGGUGCCAAACAAAAUUAUGACACCCAUGAUAAGGAACUCUUGGCAAUCAUCAGUUUUCAUGGAUCACUGCAACUUGGAAUAUUGGAAGGAGUCUUGCAUGUUCAACCGUUGCCAUGCCAGAUGGCAUCUAUUGUUAGCCGGGAUAACUUCCAAAUUGUAUACCGCCCUGGCAAACAAUCCGGUAAACCAGACGCACUCUCACAACGCUUGGACCAUGCCAAUAUCCCACCGGAACCCCAGUCCAUGUUACCAGACUUGGUAUUUGCCAACGUUGCCUUAGUCACACCUGAAAAAGAGCUGCAAUGUCAAUUCAAGUCAUCUCUGGAUCAGGAUGAGUCUCUGGAAGAAAUCCUUCAGUUCCUGCAGAAUGAGUCUAGAGCCCGCCAUCAAUCAAACGUGCAUUUAAGGACUACCAAAUGGAGGCAGGCCUAUUAUUCUACCAAGGACGCAUUGUGGUCCCCAAUCCCCCUGGCAGGACACCCUGGCAGACAACAAACCCUGGAACUGGUUUCACAGAAUUAUUACUGGCCCAGGAUCCACUCCAAUACCUACUGGCAUGUGGACUCUUGCAAGACAUGCCAACAAAUCCGCAAACCAAAAUAUACUUCCAUUCCACCUCAGCCCCUAGAAUUGCUGUCCAGACCCUGGCAACACGUCUCCUACAACAUGAUAGUAGAUUUGCCUAAGGAUGGAAACCAUGACUCUAUUCUAGUUGUUGUUGACAGCUUCACCAACUCUGGAGCUAGCGGAACUAUUCCUGGAAAAUGUCUGGAAACACCAUGGCAUGCGGAAAAAACCGUAUCAGAUAGAGGCAGGGUAUUCAACAACAAAUUCCUCAAAGCCCUGUACAAACGGCUAGGAAUAGACCCCCAUUUCUCCACGGCAUACCACCCACAAAGCAAUGGGCAAACGGAACAAGUAAACCCAUCCAUUGAACACUUCCUCAGGGCUUACUCUGGCACCAAUCAGCAGGACUGGACCAAGUGGCUUCCCAUGGCGGAAUUUGCGUACAAUAACACCGUGCAUAGCAGUACCGGGAAGACCCCCUUCAAGGCCCUGUACGGAUGGGAGCCGUCCCUAACUCCUUCCAAUGUACCAACAGACGUCCCCAAAGCCAACAAACUAGCCCAGACCAUGGAAGCUCAGUGGAAGGAAGUAGAGGCAGCACUCCGGCAAUCUAAGCAACAAAUGGUGGCUGGAGACCACGGAAGCCCAACUGAGUUUGAGAUUGGAGAAGAAGUAUGGCUGGACGCCAAGAAUGUUAACCUCAAAACUCUGAGCCCCAAGCUGAUGGAACAACGCUUAGGGCCAUUCAAGGUCAUUGAAAAAAUCUCCAACCGCGCUUAUAGGCUUGAACUACCACCAACCAUGCGCAUCCACAAUGUGUUCUAUGUGGGAUUACUGUCAAAAGUCAAAAGGGAUGACAAACGUGCCUUUGAAAACCGCCCACCACCAGUUACCGUGGAUGGAGAGGAGGAGUACAAGGUUGAGGGAAUAACAGAUGCUGAAGAACGCAAUGGGAAAUGGUUCUUCCAAGUCAAAUGGAAGGGUUACGGCUCCAAGGAAAACAUGUGGGAACCUUGGGAAAACUUGAAAAAUGCAGGAGAAUUUUUGAAAAAAUACAAGGAGGACAUGAGAAAGAAGGCCCUUGGCACUGCCAAGGCCCUUAGAGGGGGGGCAGUGUUGUAG
Rhizoctonia solani is the source of this 4503-nucleotide messenger RNA. RefSeq names its product Retrotransposable element Tf2 protein. The coding region runs from base 1 to 4503 and encodes 1500 amino acids. The record is from RefSeq and is a predicted model, not a curated record. Gene Ontology annotation, biological process: DNA integration. The transcript is spliced from 6 exons. Lineage: Eukaryota; Fungi; Basidiomycota; Agaricomycetes; Cantharellales; Ceratobasidiaceae. Gene Ontology annotation, molecular function: nucleic acid binding.